Molecule: messenger RNA, 1283 nt
Organism: Acaromyces ingoldii
Lineage: Eukaryota; Fungi; Basidiomycota; Exobasidiomycetes; Exobasidiales; Cryptobasidiaceae
Product: NADH:ubiquinone oxidoreductase complex I intermediate-associated protein 30
Exons: 1
Coding region: 38-1051 (337 amino acids)
Biological process (GO): mitochondrial electron transport, NADH to ubiquinone; mitochondrial respiratory chain complex I assembly
Cellular component (GO): mitochondrion
Source: RefSeq, a predicted model, not a curated record
CAAGGUCAAGCAAGGCCCAGGAAGAAGAGAAGACACAAUGUCGCUCGCCAAGUCGAUUGGGUCGGCGUUGUCGCGGACGCUCGACUCUGCGCGCCAGUCUCUUGCCUCGUCGAUGCGCAUGGAGGUCUCGCCACCGACCGCUUCGGCCACCGACUCGCGCCUGCUGCUGUACCCCCUUCGCAGCUCGCAGGACCUCUCACAGGUUGCGAGGGGCUGCGAUGCCGACAUUGGCGGUCUCAGCUCGUGCAGGCUCGACCUCGACGAGUCUGGGUCGACUUCUGCGGCGAGAUUCUGGGGAACGCUCUCUUCGGAACUGCCGCGCGGGGCCAAGAUUGAGAGGAGCGGCUAUGCAGGGUUCCGAAACAGGAGUCGGCCGACGCUGUUUUCGAGCAUGACCUGGGACACGACGAUGCAUCCUUUCCUCUCGCUCCGUGUGCGGAAUAGGCUUGCUGCUACUGCACCGCCCUCGUCGUCAUCCGCCGCAACAGCAGUGGGGGCAGGCAGCGGCGGCCUUCGCUCGGUCCUGGCCGCGAGCAACCAAGAUCGGACGGAUUCAUACAGCCGGGCGGUGCAUGCGCUGGGCCUCGAUCGGAAGCCGUCGCCACCCGGACCCAAGUUCUUUGUCAAUGUGCAGACCGACGGGCCCGUGACGAGCGACCUGUUUCAGCACCGGCUCUGGCUCGACGAGGCAAAGGGCGACGAGUGGCAAGACGUCGUCAUUCCACUCGACGACUUUGUGCUGACAAACACGGGACAAGUGGCGCCGGUGCAAAUCUCCAUGAUGAGGGAAAAGAUCAGGACAGUGGGGAUCAGUGUGGUGCUGGAGAACCCACCGCUGGGCAAUCUGGCAUCACGGCCAGCCCAGGGCGAGGGCCAGAAGAAGGACCAGGUGCCCGGUGCGCUCAAGCAGGCGCAAAAGGAGGGGGAGUGGGUCCUCGAUGGCGACCUGGAAGCAAGUCUGGAGACGCUCAGGGGCAGCAAGCGUGGCGCCUCGUACAACUUUGAUCUUGGCAUCGAGCGCAUUGAAGCCAUCAGCGAGGAGGCAUUGUAGUAGUCAGAUGCAGAGGGGUGGUUUCUCAGAUUAUACAAUAGUACACAAUGUAGUAUGCCCGGGACUUUCAUCGAUGAACGGUCUUGUCAAGGAGGUCCUUGAAAGGCGGUUCAGCCACUUGUGUCCUGCUCAAAACACGACGGCACUCACCUUGGCCUCGUUGACCUUGCUGGCAAUGUACGGCGCUCCACCUCGGUCAGGGUGGUUUGCAAUCAUCAUACGCCUGUGCGCC